Molecule: messenger RNA, 733 nt
Organism: Prunus persica (peach)
Lineage: Eukaryota; Viridiplantae; Streptophyta; Magnoliopsida; Rosales; Rosaceae
Product: protein SPIRAL1-like 2
Exons: 3
Coding region: 188-556 (122 amino acids)
Biological process (GO): cortical microtubule organization
Cellular component (GO): cortical microtubule, transverse to long axis
Source: RefSeq, a predicted model, not a curated record
UGGCAUGCCACCUCAGAAAAUUGACCACGUCUCUUAAAAACAAAAUCUAAAAACACAAACACAUAAUCUCUCUUUUUUCAACUUAGAAAGGAAUAAGAAAUUUACCCCCUCACCUCCCUGUUUCUUUGGCAGUUGGCUCCAAAAGUUAGGCCCCAAGACGAAGCGAGAACAAAGAAGAGAAAUAAAAAUGGGGCGUGGACGUGGAGUCAGUUGUGGUGGUGGGCAAAGUUCUUUGGGCUAUUUGUUUGGAGGUGGAGAGACUGCUAAUGUUAACAAGACCCUAUCUAAAAGAACUCAAAACCCAGUGAGGGCAGCAGGGGAGGCUCCUUCUCAGAAUGAGACUGCUCCUGCCCCUGCUUUUGCUCCAGCUUCAGCUUCGUCACCGAUUGAUAAGCAGCAGAUAGCAGCAGGCCUCCAUGGGAAGCCUACAAACAAUUACCACCGAGCUGAGGGCCAGAAUUGCGGCAACUUCAUCACGGAUCGUCCAUCUACCAAGGUUCACUCUGCUCCUGGUGGCGGAUCAUCGCUUGGUUACUUGUUUGGUAGUGGGAACUGAGUAGUCUUGCUUCUAUUCCGUGGAAUUAAUGCAUCAGCAUCUGAAUAUUAAGCACGGAUGUUACAUACUUUUAUGAUAAUAUAUAUUUAUCUGUAAUAUAAUUCAGAAAUAUCCAUGUCUAUAUAUAUAUUCCAAAAACUGUGGCCUUCAUGUGUUGUUUGCUUUAUAUAGUGGAAA